AUGGGUACAGUUGAGGCCGCACACGUGCCAUUCCGCCUGGAUGGCAAGAUCGCCCUGGUGACUGGCUCCGGGCGAGGUAUUGGAGCCUCGAUUGCGGUCGAGCUCGCUCGCCAAGGAGCCAAGGUGGUGGUGAACUACUCUCGAGCAGCAGGACCAGCCGAAAAAGUCGUGCAAGAGAUCAAAGCCCUCGGCUCCGACGCCAUCGCCAUCAAAGCCGACGUCAGCAACGUGAACGACACCGUGCGUCUCUUCGAAGAAGCAGUCGCCCACUUUGGAAAACUCGACAUUGUCAGCUCCAACGCAGGAGUAGUUUCCUUCGGCCACUUGGAAGAAGUCACUCCAGAAGAAUUCGACCGCGUGUUCAACAUCAACACUCGAGGACAAUUCUUCGUCGCUCGCGAAGGCUACAAGCAUCUCAACAAUGGUGGUCGCAUUAUCUUGACCAGCUCUAACACUGCUCGAGGUUUCGUGGUGCCCAAGCAUGCUAUCUACUCGGGCUCCAAGGGCUCCAUUGAGUCGUUUGUGCCCGUCUUGGCCAAGGACUGCGGGAGCAAACAAAUCACUGUCAACGCUGUCGCUCCCGGUGGUACAGUCACGGAUAUGUUUCACGAUGUGGCUCAUCAUUACAUUCCUGGUGGAGAGAAGAUGACCAUUGAGCAGUUGAAGGAGGCCGCUGCCUAUGCCUCUCCACUCCACCGAUGUGGCUACCCUCUGGAUGUCGCUCACGCCGUGUGUUUCCUCGCGAGCAAAGAGGCGGAAUGGAUCAACGGAAAAGUGCUGCCGGUGGAUGGUGGUGCUGCUUGA
Sphaerulina musiva SO2202 is the source of this 804-nucleotide messenger RNA. RefSeq names its product versicolorin reductase. Gene Ontology annotation, molecular function: oxidoreductase activity. The transcript is spliced from 3 exons. NCBI's taxonomy places the organism in Eukaryota, Fungi, Ascomycota, Dothideomycetes, Mycosphaerellales, Mycosphaerellaceae. The coding region runs from base 1 to 804 and encodes 267 amino acids. The record is from RefSeq and is a predicted model, not a curated record.